AUGGCUCGGAUGACUGCAGUGGCCAUGCUGCUGCCAAGGCUGGUGGUCGCCCUCCUUCUCGGCGCUGCAGUCGUUGCCAUCGCUGCCGUCAGCACCAUCAAGCCGCUUCGCAGGGAUGCCUGGCAGGCCAUCAUCGUAGAGGACCCAUUGCUGCCCGUGCUAUAUCUUAUCAUCGCCACUCUGCUAACGCUGCUGUGGGGGAUGGGCGUGACCCACACGCAAGUCAGAGCAUGGGUGCAUCAGCAGGGCUUGGCUGUGACGGCUGGGCUGAUGAAGCUGAAGAGUGCAACCAAGUGCCUCCUGCCACGUGGAUUUUUCUCUUUGCUGCACAGCCCCAUUGAGGCUGCUGAGCCUGUCAUGGCGAGAAUGGCCGGAACGCACGAGUUGAAAAAAGCAAUAGAGGUGGGAAUGAGGGUGCUUGGCGUGCAGCUGGAAGAGACAAGGAGGGAGUUGGAAGAUACAAGGAGGGUGUUGGACGAGAGCAAGAGGGAGCUUGCAGCAGUGAAGGGAGAGGUGGCUCAACAGAAUGAUGCUAUAAUGAAGUUGACGGUUGAUCUGCAAAUCAGCCAGAGUGAAGGCGACCAGAAGAAAGCAUGGAAGAGAAUCAACCACCGUACCAUGCUUCCCCCAUCCAAUCUCAAUGGUGUUGGGUUGAUCGUGGCAGCAAAGGGUCCAUCCCACCCCCCUUCCCUGUGCUUCCCGGCAGAGGAAGCAUUGGCAUCAGUGGCGAUGCACAUUGGCAAGACGGCGCCGAUGGAUUCACUCUUCUCACGCCUUUGCACUGCACGUGCUGUGCGUCGGCACCUGCAACAUCCAAUCCGUGGCGGCACUGUGGCAGAGAUGCAAGCAGCAGGAGCGGAAAAUGGAGGAGCAUAA
Closterium sp. NIES-65 is the source of this 876-nucleotide messenger RNA. Lineage: Eukaryota; Viridiplantae; Streptophyta; Zygnematophyceae; Desmidiales; Closteriaceae. The record is from the annotation of a GenBank genome assembly.